GUCCGAUCUCACUGGCCGCUUAAUCUCAGCCGUCCGCUGGUAAGCCAAAGGCCACAAGAGAUCUCCUUCCGUUCCCCUCCUCUCCGUGGCCUGCAUAUCUCCGGCUCGCCGUCGGCGUCGCCUCCUCUCCUCCUCCUCCUCCUCCUUCGCCCGCUAGAGGCUCCCGUAGAGACCUCACCGGUGGGUUUGCUGAAGUGACGUCGUCCGGGGUGGAACUGGUUGUGGCUUUCAUUUCGGGUUCGAGCAGCCUUGGCCUCCGCGCCGGCAGUCACGGAGUCGUGCAGUUGAGUUGAGAUGGCGAACAUUCCCCCCUCCUUCGCCGGGGUCUCGCCGCCGUCCCCCUCUCCGAUGGCUGGAAGCAGCGGUGGCCUGGCCCCGGGCCAGGCGGCCAAGGAUAAGAAGAUGGCGUCGGCGGAGCAGCUGGUCCUGGAGCUCUGCGACCCUGAACUGCGCGAGAACGCGCUGCUUGAGCUCUCCAAGAAAAGGGAGAUUUUUCAAGAUCUUGCCCCGCUGCUUUGGCACUCGUUUGGCACAAUUGCUGCACUACUCCAGGAGAUUAUUUCUAUUUACCCGUCACUCUCACCCCCUACGCUGUCACCUGGAGCAUCAAACCGAGUUUGCAAUGCUCUUGCACUUCUGCAGUGUGUUGCAUCGCACCCUGAGACCAGGAUCCUUUUCUUAAAUGCUCAUAUUCCACUGUACCUGUACCCAUUCCUCAACACUACCAGCAAAACGAGACCUUUUGAGUACCUAAGGCUUACUAGCUUGGGGGUCAUCGGUGCUCUUGUCAAGGUUGAUGAUACUGAAGUCAUCAGUUUUUUGCUGCAAACUGAAAUAAUUCCUCUGUGCUUGCGAACCAUGGAGAUGGGUAGUGAGCUAUCCAAAACUGUGGCAACUUUCAUUGUCCAAAAGAUUCUUCUAGAUGAUGUUGGGCUGCGCUACAUUUGUGCCACUGCUGAGCGCUUCUUUGCUGUAGGCAGUGUUUUAGCAAACAUGGUUGUUUCACUUGCUGAUCAGCCCUCCACAAGGCUGCUGAAGCACAUCAUUCGCUGUUACCUCAGGCUGUCAGAUAACCCUAGGGCCUGUGCUGCAUUGCAGAGCUGCCUUCCAGACAUGCUCAAAGAUGGGACAUUCAAUAACUGUCUUAGGGAUGAUCCAGCGACAAGGCGCUGGCUCCAACAGCUCCUGCACAAUGUGACAGGCGGAGGCAUGGGAGGAGGUCCUCAACCAGGCAUGGAUCCCAUGAACAUGGGAAUAUGAUAUGCGGUCUAGACGUUGCAAUUCACGUCAAUAACACAGCACCUCUCAGUGAAUUGCAACUAGAGAAGAUCUGGCCACUGUCCAGAAGAAACUUAGUAUGGUCUGACUUUCUGCCGGGGUAAAAAUAGGAAUGUUGUGUGGUAUUGUCAUAAGCAGUUAAAGCUGAUGUGCGCCUGUCAUGUAAUGCUGUAGAAACAAGCUCAGCAAGCUGCUGCUUUUGUGUUCUUGCACCGGAGCUCUUGUGCGUUGACCCUUCUAAACCUGAGAACAAAGGAGGAAGAACCUGUCCCGUGAAGCUUUCUCGCUGUGCCGAUCGGUCGUGAUAUUGAAUUUCUUUUGGAUGAUGCCGUCGGAAAGCAUACCGAAAAGAAGAGUACGGCGUGUGCUAUAUUUCUCAGCGAGCAUAGUGGGUUUACCCAGUUUAUGGGUUGCUUUUGUCUUUUCUAGUGGCGUCCUGUAUCAAAGCAGACGAUUCUUAAUUUGUUCAGAUGACAAUUAACUAAUCGAGUAGUUAAUUUUUGUUU
This is a messenger RNA of Sorghum bicolor (sorghum), 1784 nucleotides long. RefSeq names its product CCR4-NOT transcription complex subunit 9. Gene Ontology annotation, biological process: negative regulation of translation; mRNA catabolic process. The transcript has 10 exons. The coding region runs from base 295 to 1260 and encodes 321 amino acids. Gene Ontology annotation, cellular component: CCR4-NOT complex; P-body; CCR4-NOT core complex. Lineage: Eukaryota; Viridiplantae; Streptophyta; Magnoliopsida; Poales; Poaceae. The record is from RefSeq and is a predicted model, not a curated record.